Messenger RNA from Helobdella robusta, 1119 nucleotides. RefSeq lists its product as hypothetical. Lineage: Eukaryota; Metazoa; Annelida; Clitellata; Rhynchobdellida; Glossiphoniidae. The transcript has a single exon. The record is from RefSeq and is a predicted model, not a curated record. The coding region runs from base 1 to 1119 and encodes 372 amino acids.
AUGGCUGCCAGAAAGGUCGUUGUUAGCGAAAUUUUGUAUUUUUUAACUAAUAAUAUUAAUUUGCUCGAAAAUGAAGUGUUUAUUUGUAAUACUGCUGAUUUCUAUACCAAUGACGAUAUUGUAGAUGCUUCGAAAAUUUUGAAAAGUGAGUUCGUUAACCUGAAAUGUGAAAAAAUUGAAAAAUUGUUAACAAAUGGCACUCAAAAAAAGGACAAAUUGGUGGAUUGCAUUGAGCUAUUUAAAAAUAUGGUAGCAGCUAACAUGUUGGAUAAGCUCCCUUUAUUUGUCAGCUCAAAUAUGUACAAGAUACCUAAUUUCGAAAAAUGUUUUCAAAUAAAUUUUGAAAUAUUGAAAAACGAAGUUAGAGACAUGUUGAACAAACAACAUGUUACUAUCUCAGCUUUCAUUGAAAAGUGCAGCGAAGAAUUUGCCGCGCUGAAAGGGAAAACAAACUAUGUAGAGUGCAAUUUAAAAGGUAUAAAAAAUCGUAACGACUGUAAUAAUGAAAAUUUGAAAUUGAAUACAGCUGCAAAUAAUGAUUUGAUGCAAAAACCAAUUUUAUGGUCUGAUGCAGUUAAAAUACCAGCUGAGGUAAAUGUGCUGCCACUUACAGAUAAAAUACCAGUUGAGGUAGAUGCAUCACCAUUCACUGUUGUAAACAGACCGAGGAAAAACCAAAACAAAAAUAUUCCUGAAAUGAAGAGUGAUGAAAAUAUCGUUAACACCGAAACUGGAAAAAAGAAAAAAGGUGUCAAAAAGAUAAUUGGAAACAAAGAUAGUGAAGAUUGUAAACUGAAGGCGAAUAAGAUUUUGAUUAAAAAAUCUUUCUUUUCAGUAAGUAACGUGAUGAAGUGUCACAGAGAUGAUGUAGGUGAAUAUCUAAAGUCAAAUGAUAUUAAUGUGUUAUCGUGUUACCCAGUGUUGAAGCGUUCAGAAAUGGCAAACGAUAGCACACCUGAUAUUGAAAAUGAGCAUUCAACAAUGUUUCGAGUUUGUGUAGAAAGUUGUGACAGCAAUAAAAUGAAAAAUCCUGAUAUCAUUCUGAAACAUAUUAUUGUAAGAGACUGGCACUUUAAAGAAAAAAAACCCGCAAAUAAUUUUGACAACAACCAUGGAUAG